CCUCGCCGCCCGGAGGGGGCCGCGCCGGCGCCUGACCCCCGAGCAGAAGAAGCGCUCCUACUCGGAGCCCGAGAAGAUGAACGAGGUGGGGGUCUCGGAGGAGGCCGAGCCGGCGCCCUUGGGCCCGCCGAGGAGGGGCCUGUGUUUCCCGGAGAGCACGGUGGCCGACCGGCGCCGCCUCUUCGAGCGCGACAGCAAGGCCUGCUCCACCCUCAGCCUGUCGGGGCCCGAGCUGAAGCAGUUCCAGCAGAGCGCCCUGGCCGACUACAUUCAGCGCAAGACCGGCAAGCGGCCCUCGGCCGCCGCCGGCGCCCAGGAGCCCGGGCCGCUGCGGGAGCGCGCGCAGAGCGCUUACCUGCAUAGCGGCCCCGCGGCGCCCGAGGGCCCCGGCCUCGCCUCGGCCUCCAGCCUCAGCUCGCUGCGGGAGCCCGGCCUGCAGCCCCGCAGGGAUGCCACCGCCCUCCUGCCGGCGGCGGGGGAGCUCUCGCGGGCCCCCCGAGACCGAGACCGCAGCGGCUCCUUCGCCUUCAGCCGCCGCCUCGGGGAUCUGCGACGUGCGGACCAAGCUCCGAGGGAGCUGCCCGGUGGAGCUGACGGCGGACUGAAGGACACCCAGAGGAUGCACAGGACCCCUCAGGAGCUCUCCUCGUGGGGGGCCGCGGCCGGGAGGGCCGGGAAGUCCCUGUCGGCCGAGGACCUGCUGGAGCGCUCAGACGUCUUGGCCGUCCCGGUCCACGUGAGGUCACGGUCGUCCCCCAUCGCAGACAAGAAGCUCCAGGAUGUGCUUUUGGGGGAAAACAAUGGCUUUGGUCUUGUGAAGGAUCCAUGUUAUUUGGCUGGCCCUGGAUCCAGGUCACUCAGUUGUUUGGAAAGAGGCCAAGAAGAGAUGCCGUUGCUCAAACACCAUCCUAGCCCUCGUUGGGGUGGUUCAGGCUGCAAAGCAGUUAGUGGUGCCUCAGUUCCCAGCGAAUGUCCUGGACUGCUGGACCAUCAAAGGCAGGCCAGCAGAACGCCUUGCCCCAGGCCGUUGCCCACAGGAAUGCAGGGGCAUCUCACAGAUCCCAGGGCUAUACCACUGACCCCCCUCAGCUCUGUUCUGCCUUCCCCUGUCCCCUCCAGCUUCUGCUCACAGGCUGCUGCUGAUCAGCCGACUGGAAGGGAUGGUCAGAUGGGGCAGCAGCCUCUUUUGCCCUACACCCCAGCAGUGACCCACAGAAGCAACGGUCACAGCCUGGCCCAGCCUCCCAGUCCGAGGGGCCAUGAGCCCAACAGCCCAGAGCAUGGGAUAGAAGAGGGAAUGAGGAAGCGGGUCUCGCUGCCUCAGAAGCCUGUCCCGCCACGGGUGAAAUGGGCCCAUGCAGUCAGAGAGGACAGCCUCCCCGAAGAAUCCUUGUCGCCUGAGUUUGCUGACCUGAAGCACUACAAAAAACAGCAAAAUCUUCCAAGUUCAAGCAGCACUUCUGACCCAGACACGCCUCCUGGGGUCCCAAGCACUCUGGGGAGGAUUUCCCUUCGAAUAUCCGAGUCUGUCCUGCGGACCUCCCCCCCACCUCGGGAGGACUAUGAUGAUGAGGUGUUUGUGAAGGACUUGCACCCCAAUGCCACUUCCAGCCCUACAUUUGAAGCUCUUCCCCCACCCCCGCCGCCUCCACCUAGCCAGGAAACCCCAGUGAAUACCUUGGAUGACUUUCCUCCACCUCCGCCCCAAGCUGUGUAUGAGGCGCAGCUGGACAGCGAGGAUCACAAGGAGCCCCAUGCCAGCAGCUCCAGCAAAUUUGCCAAGGUGACUAUUGCCAAGGAAAGGCCCAGGCCUGGUGCAGCCCAUUUGGUUGGUAGUCAGCUACUAGCUUCCAGAUCCCAAACUUCUAUCAAGAGUUCGGAGGCCACUGAGACCAACCUGCCGUCCACCGUGGGCGCUCUGCCCCAACUUGCUGGGUCUCUUGUCCAGCAACCGAGCCCUGGGCAGCUGCCUCCCAUCCGGACCCAAAGCCUCAUCCAUGACCCAGUCAGUGGGACUCAGGGUUUAGAAAAGAAUGUCAGUUCUGGUCCUCAGAAGACCUCAGAAGACAUCAGAACAGAGGCUCUGGCCAAGGAAAUUGUCCACCAAGACAAAUCUCUGGCAGACAUUUUGGAUCCAGACUCCAGAAUGAAGACAACUAUGGACCUGAUGGAAGGUUUGUUUCCCCGAGAUGUUAAUUUGCUGAAGGAAAACAGCAUAAAGAAGAAGGCCACGCAGAGAACUGUCAACUACCUAGGAUGUGAAGGCAAGAGAAGUGAAGACAAGGAAGCGCUGGGCAUGUUGGUCAACUGCUCUGCCUACUACAGUGUGUCUGCUCCCAAGGCUGAACUUCUGAACAAAAUCAAAGAUAUGCCAGAAGAGGUGAAUGAGGAAGAGGAGCAGGCAGAUGUCAAUGAAAAGAAGGCCGAGCUGAUUGGAAGCCUCACCCACAAGCUUGAGAACCUCCAGGAAGCGAAGGGGAGUCUGCUGAUGGACAUCAAGCUCAAUAACGCCUUGGGAGAAGAGGUGGAGGCCUUGAUCAGUGAGUUCUGCAAGCCCAAUGAGUUUGACAAGUACAAGAUGUUCAUCGGGGACUUGGACAAGGUAGUAAACCUGCUGCUUUCCCUCUCGGGGCGCCUGGCCCGUGUGGAGAACGUCCUGAGCGGCCUUGGUGAAGAUGCCAGUAAUGAAGAAAGGAGCUCUCUGAACGAGAAGAGGAAGGUCCUGGCUGGACAGCAUGAGGAUGCCCGGGAGCUCAAGGAGAACCUGGACCGAAGGGAGCGGGUGGUGUUGGACAUCCUGGCCAAUUACCUUUCAGAGGAGCAACUCCAGGAUUACCAGCAUUUUGUGAAGAUGAAGUCAACACUCCUCAUUGAGCAGCGAAAGCUGGACGACAAGAUCAAACUUGGCCAGGAGCAGGUCAAGUGUCUGCUGGAGAGUCUUCCCCCGGAUUUCAUUCCCAAGGCGGGGGCCCUGGCUCUGCCCCCCGACCUCGCCAGUGAAAUGACUCCCGUUGGGGGAGGUACUGUCAGUGGUAUUUUUCCAACAUUAACCUCUCCACUUUAACCUCUUCUAAAAUACCCAACCAAAAGAUCACCCUUUCUCUCAACACUAUUUAAUCUGAAAAAUGUUUUAGUACAAACCACUGUUUAAACUAUAUGGGUUAUUUGGGGGUUUUUCUGGAUAAAAGGAAAAAUUCUGUCCAGGAAAAAGCCUGUUUUUUUCUUCUUGCCCUUCAUGAUUGAUCUUCUGAGAGCGUGAAUGCUGCUGGGAACUUGCCCCUUUCUAUUAUUACUUGUAGUAGAAAGAAAAUUAAUGAAACUGUGAGAACUGAUUGGAGGGUGUUUGAUCAUUAGUUUUUAACAGGCUGAGGCAACACAGAUCAGUGUGUGUCACCCUCAGGAAUGUAUCCACAGUGGCCUUCCUUGCUUGUGGGCAGUGUGUUCUGACGACAGGUACAAGUACUCAUUAAUGAAGGGUCUGCAACAUAAAGCCUUAAAAAGAAACACACAGAAGAAAAUUGUAAAACCUUGAACAUUGUUGUUAUUUAUAUUUUUAAAAAUGAAAAAAGAUCAUUGUUUUGUGUGCUAACCACUUAUUUGAUUCUAUUUUGUGGUGGACGUAGACAAUUAUGUUUGAGCUUUGUAUUUUGUGACAACCUUAAUGAAAUGAAGAAUUCCAAAGAUAGUGA
Molecule: messenger RNA, 3689 nt
Organism: Ceratotherium simum simum (southern white rhinoceros)
Lineage: Eukaryota; Metazoa; Chordata; Mammalia; Perissodactyla; Rhinocerotidae
Source: RefSeq, a predicted model, not a curated record